AUGCCUAAAAAAGAUAAAAAAAAUGAAUCCGACGGGGUGCAUUUUACUGGUGACUAUACCUUGCCUAGCACUCGCGAAUCGGCGCUCGGUCAUGCCGGCAAUGCAAUAUCGAUAGCCAUUGAACCAUUUGAGCCUUUAUUCGGUAUCGUUGAUCAAGUCGUGAAGAGUUUGUAUACUAUUUAUGAAAAUGCAAAACAAAAUAAAAGAAUAUGCGAAGCUUUAAUAGAUCGUAUUGAGGUUGCUGAACAUUCUACUAAGUCUUUAAGACGUAAAAAGCAAAAGAAUGCAAAAAAAUUUUCUGACGAAAAAUAUUAUCAUGCGUGGGUAAGAUUUACCAAUGUACUAAAAAAUAUUAAAGAUUUUGCUGAAGAUGUAACACAACAAUCAAUGAUUCGAAAACAUUUAAAUGCUAAUGCCGUUAAAGAAGCAUAUGAUAAAAAUAUUAAAGAAUUUGAAGAUGUUUGCAAAGAUUUGCACUUUGCAGUUUUUAUGAUUUCGGUAGAGGAAAGAGAGCAAGAGAAUGAGCAAAUAUUAAAUGAACUUAAUUUAUUGGCACGGAUAAAUAUUUUAUCGGAACAAUUAAACUCGCAUAAAUUAAAUCCUGGCGAAAUUAAAGUUCCUUGUGUAAAAUCGUCCGAACUUACAGAUCCAAAAACCAAACCAGGCAAUGUAAGAGGAUCUGAAAGAACCAUUGUAAAAAGAAUUUACCGUGAAACAUUGCAAGUGGCAUGCAAAAAAGUUCAAGCUAUUGGGAAAAAUUUGGUAGCUGGAUCUCGGAAUAUACAGACACAGUUGGUUAUCCUCGAUUUAUUAGGAAAAUGUCCUAAUAUUAUUACUUUUUAUGGUCUUUCAAAGAUAAAUCAAAUUGAUUACAUGGUUUUUGAAUGGGCAGAACAUGGAAGUCUGAAAGAAGUUUAUGAAAAAAGUUCAAUUCCCUUACCUACGAAGUUACAAUUUAUUUCGAAUAUAUUCAAAGGUCUUUAUUUUAUAUUUAACAGUGGAGUUCUUCAUCAUGAUGUCCGAUGUGAGAACAUUUUGGUCACUGAAAUUCCUUUUCUUGAUGUAAAAAUAUCAAAUUUUGAAAUGUCACGCCAAAUUGACGGAAUAUCCACGACAAUUCCAGGUUUAAAGGAUUACGUGCGUUGGUUAGCACCUGAAAAAAUGUCAUGGGAUGAUGAUCCAGGAUUACGUAUAUCAUAUCCCGAAAUUUUAGCGCUAAUCAGUAAUUUAGAAAGAAGUGUUCAACUAAACUCCCCAAGGAUUUAUCCUAAAAACGAAACCCACGAUGAUAUUCCAGAUUCUGAAAAUAUCUCUCCUCAUUAUGAUAUUGAUCCCCAAAAAUUGCCUGAUUGGGAUGAAUGCGACCCUGGCGUACCAACAUUUUCAAUUAUCAAACCAUUCGAGGAUGGAAUUAAAGCACAUAAAAUGAAGCAAUACAAGGAAGCUUGGGAAUAUUUUAAUGAACAUGCUGAUUUAGGACUUAGCUUGGCAAAAUAUUGGAAAGGUUAUUAUCUUUUGAAAGGACUUUAUGGAAAAAAAGAUGUAAAGGAAGGUUUAGAAUUGUUAAAGUCGGCAGCAGAUGAUGGUGUUCUUGAUGCACAAUUUCGAUAUGCAAAAGGAUUAAUGGAUCUUAAUGGGAGCUCAGAAAAUUAUGAAAUUAUUUUAAAAUAUAUGAAUGAAGCCGCCGAUGGAGGAAAUGGAAAUGCUCUUUAUAACCUAAGUGAAAUUUAUUUUAAUGGAAAAUUAGGAGUGAAAAAAGAUGAAAAAAAAGGAAAUGAGUAUUUUAAAUUAGCAGCCUUGAAAAAUCCAAAGUUCAAGAAGCCAACCUAA
Diversispora eburnea is the source of this 1830-nucleotide messenger RNA. The record is from the annotation of a GenBank genome assembly. Lineage: Eukaryota; Fungi; Glomeromycota; Glomeromycetes; Diversisporales; Diversisporaceae.